AUGUCUACUCAACAAAAAAUAUCUUCUGAUCAUAAAAAUGAAAUUUCUAUUGAUAUACAUACAGUAGAAGAAACAAGUAAUAAAAAAGCUGUUAAUGGUAAUACACAUCGUACGUCCUUUACCUCGUGUGCACGAGGUAAAGGCCUUCAAAUUUACUUAUCUAAUAGUUUUAAUAAAAGAAAAGAAUUAUAUUCGAAUAGUGAAGAAGUAAUUCGCAAUGAAUAUGUUGCUGAUGAUGAUGCAACGAUCACCAAAUUGAAGCAUCAGGAAUCAUCCGUAGAGUCAGUACCUUUUGUAUUGAAUGAACAAUCUUUAAUAGUCAAUGAAAUCAGUAACCAACCACCACAAAAUCAAUUAACAACAAAUUGUAAUCUUGAAAAAAUAUUUCUAUCAAUAACAACUUCUAAUAAUUGGAAUAAUGUAUAUGCACGGUAUUUUGAUCAUGAUGUUGUAUAUGGAAAUUUAGAUUUAAGUGCAUUAUAUGCCCAUCACUUUGAUUAUCGUAUAGAGUUAAGCAUGCGACGUGCCUUACGUCAUACACAUUUAGUUGGUGUAGGAGAGAUCGGUCUCGAUUUUGAAAUUGAAAAUCGACCAAGUGAUGAUAUUCAAAUAAAAGCAUUCAGUGCACAACUUCGUAUAGCAAAAGAAUAUAAAUUAUCUGUUGUUGUCACUUCUCGUAAAAGUUUCAUAGCAACUUUAUCAUGCCUGACCAGUGAAUUAAAUAAUGACCAUCCAGUUCAUUGGAGAAAUUUUGUAUAUGGUGAAGAAGAAUUGUAUAUGUUGAUAUCAAAGAUGAAUAAUGUAUAUUUUGGCUGCUCGCUUCAAAUAUUUUCAAAUAAACAAAUGCAAUUGAAUAUUGAGCAAAUUCCCAUAAGUCGUAUAUUACCAGAAAGUGUUGCUCCACAUAUUUCUAUAAAAGAAUGUCCACAUGUAUAUGCCACACAUCCAUUAUUUGUUAUACAAGUCUAUAAAUAUAUUGCUCAUAAAUUUAAUUUGAAUAUUCGACAAGCAGCAGAACAACUCGUUGAAAAUCAUAGAAGAAAAUUUCAUAGGAAUGUAUUUGAUAAUGAUUUACAAAGGAAUGAUAUUUAUUCACCUGAAACUAAUAUAUCUCAAGCAUGUCAAGUAACAAUGAUUUAUAAAAAGAAUCUUUCAUCAUCAAUUAAAAUCGAUGAGAUUCUAAUAAAACAAAAACAAAAUCCGAAUGAUCCAAGAAAUAUUGUUUAUAAAGGCUAUUUAAAAAAAGGUGAUACAUUUUCAUUUAAAUCUCAACGUCUUGCUCAAUAUCCUUUUGAUAUAAAAUUAUAUAAAUGGACAUAUUAA
This is a messenger RNA of Adineta steineri, 1323 nucleotides long. The record is from the annotation of a GenBank genome assembly. NCBI's taxonomy places the organism in Eukaryota, Metazoa, Rotifera, Eurotatoria, Adinetida, Adinetidae.